Rosa rugosa (rugosa rose) is the source of this 861-nucleotide messenger RNA. Its product is annotated as putative disease resistance protein At1g58400. The transcript has 3 exons. The record is from RefSeq and is a predicted model, not a curated record. Bases 1 to 861 code for a protein of 286 amino acids. NCBI's taxonomy places the organism in Eukaryota, Viridiplantae, Streptophyta, Magnoliopsida, Rosales, Rosaceae. Gene Ontology annotation, biological process: defense response to other organism.
AUGCUUCAGUACUGUGCAGGUUCGCCAUUAGCCAUCACUGUGCGUGCAGGACUUCUUGCAAGAAAGAACACAGUUGAUGAGUGGGAUAUGGUGCAUAAAAAUGUUCAUGUAUACAUUGGAAGAGGCAAAGGCCAUGAACAAGAAUGCAGCGGUACAUCGUGGGUGUUGGCAUUGAGUUAUGAUGACUUACCAUAUCACUUAAAACCAUGCUUUCUGUAUUUAGGUCAUUUUCCUGAAGAUUUUGAUAUACAAGUGAAAAAAUUGACUCAAUUAUGGAUAGCAAAAGGUUUUAUAUCUGCACCACAGGAGACAAUGGAGGAUGUAGCAUACGGCUAUUUAAUUGAGUUGGUAGAAAGAUGUGUGGUACAAAUUGGGGAACAGGGUUCAGUUAGAAAGAUUAAAUCUUGUCAUCUUCAUGAUCUCAUGCGAGACAUGUGCUUAAGAAAGGCGAAAGAGGAGAACUUUCUCCAUAAUGUCAAUUUUUCACAUCAAAACAGGACCCCUGUUUCUUCUUCCAUGUUUGAAGGUAUGGUAACAUCAGGAGAACUGCCGAAUGAGAUUGGCAACAUGGUCCACUUAAGAUUUUUGAGUCUGUGGCGUACUCAGAUGGAACAACUGAGGCAUUUGUAUUUACCCUUGUCUUGGACCUCACAUCCAAAAUUGCGACUGUCUACUCUUCACAAUUUGCAGACUUUAGAUCAUGUUUCAAGUCUCUGUUCUGACCUGAAUGAUCUCUCUGAGUUAAGAAACCUGAGGAAACUGGGGAUAGGAGGGACAAGCAGCUUGGAAAAGUUGGAGGAAAUUUUGAAAUCUACAAGCAGCACACUUGAUGGAACUAGUAGUGGUACAGAGGUUACUUGA